Messenger RNA from Centruroides sculpturatus (bark scorpion), 2708 nucleotides. Its product is annotated as putative adenosylhomocysteinase 3. The transcript has 15 exons. Gene Ontology annotation, cellular component: cytosol. The record is from RefSeq and is a predicted model, not a curated record. Lineage: Eukaryota; Metazoa; Arthropoda; Arachnida; Scorpiones; Buthidae. Gene Ontology annotation, biological process: L-methionine cycle. Bases 193 to 1596 code for a protein of 467 amino acids.
AUGGCGUUCCGUCACGAGAAAUAGGGUUAAUAAACGGUAGAGGAGUGUACGUCUAAACGUAAUUACUGGAAAUUACAAAUUCAAAACACAACUUUUCUUCAUCAUUGGGGCAAAGAAACAUUCGUUUCAUCCGCCAUGUGAUAAGCUGGCAACCAUUGGUUUAUUCAACCCACGUGAUUGGCCUGGUUAAAGAUGGCGGAUUGCAACGAGGAACAUGAGCACGUUCAAGUAUCGGAACAUGCCAGCUGUUCGUACAGUCGCGACAGGCAGUUAUCAGAAGUCGCAAGUAGAUCAAGAGAUAACAAGCUGGUUGGCAGUAUGAAGUCGAGGAGUCGUUACAGAAGUAGAUCGCUAUCCGCAUCUUCAACUGACAGUUAUAGCUCUGCUUCAUAUACGGACACAAGUUCUGAUGAUGAGGGUGGAUCUCCGAGAGAUAAAGUACAGAAAAAUUCCAAAGGUUUUGAUGAUUUUUGUAUUAAAAACAUAAAUCAAGCUGCAUUUGGUAGAAGGGAAAUAGAAAUAGCAGAACAAGAAAUGCCAGGCAUUGUUGCUCUUAGGAAACGUGCCAUGAAAGAUCUGCCAUUAGUGGGAGCUAAAAUUGUUGGCUGUACACAUAUCAAUGCUCAAACUGCAGUAUUGAUAGAAACAUUGGUUCAAUUGGGAGCAUCUGUCCGAUGGGCUGCUUGUAAUAUUUAUUCAACUCAGAAUGAAGUUGCCGCUGCUCUCGCUGAAGCCGGAAUAUCAGUAUUUGCAUGGAAAGGGGAAUCAGAAGAAGAUUUUUGGUGGUGUAUUGAUUCCUGCGUGCACUCUGAUAAUUGGCAACCAAAUAUGAUUUUGGACGAUGGCGGCGAUGCAACUCAUCUGAUGUUGAAAAAAUAUCCAGCAGUUUUCAAGACAAUCAAAGGAAUAGUAGAAGAAAGUGUGACAGGCGUUCAUCGUCUAUACCAGCUUUCUAAAGCUAACAAAUUGACUGUACCAGCUAUGAAUGUGAAUGAUUCUGUCACAAAGACCAAAUUUGACAAUCUGUAUUGCUGCCGAGAAUCUGUACUUGAUGCUAUGGAAGGUUUCAAGGUUGUGAAAAUAAAUGAAGUGAUACGCUCUGUUGACAUAGUGAUUACUGCUACUGGAAAUAAAAAUGUAGUAACACGUGAACACAUGAAUGUCAUGAAAAACGGUUGUAUCGUGUGCAAUAUGGGCCAUUCAAAUACUGAAAUUGAUGUACAAAGUUUGAGAGCUCCAGAUUUAACUUGGGAAAAAGUGAGAUCUCAGGUCGAUCACAUCAUCUGGCCGGAUGGAAAGCGAAUCGUUUUGCUAGCAGAGGGCCGUCUAGUUAAUCUCAGUUGUUCCACAAUACCCUCUUUUGUGGUUUCGAUAACUGCUGCCACACAAGCAUUGGCUUUAAUAGAACUGUAUAAUGCUCCAAUAGGCAGAUACAAAAAUGAUGUUUAUUUAUUACCAAAAAAAAUGGAUGAAUACGUCGCCAGCUUACAUCUACCGUCGUUCGACGCGCAUCUGACCGAAUUGACCGAUGAGCAGGCAAAAUAUAUGGGAUUAAACAAAGCAGGACCAUUUAAGCCAAAUUAUUACAGAUAUUAAUCAAACCGCUGUUGAUUAGUUACGUGAAUUGCCUGCAUUCAUCAUUUCACUUCCAUUGCAUCGAAACAUUCCACCUACUGCCUGUUAACUACAGAUUAAAGGAAAGGGAGCUGUACAACCCAUAGAUUACAGAACGGGAAUAAAGAACGUUGUUCUUGGCAAUCAACUUCACCUUCUGCGGAUAAAAUUUUUUUCAAAAAUGUACAAUUUAUUGAAUGUUUAUUGCCUUUUCCAUAAAAAAAAAAGAUGUGAUAUUGAUUUAAAUGAAUUAUAUGUUAGAGAGCGAGAGCGAAAUGAAGACAUAAACAUAAUUGGCAGUCACAAGUGGUAAUUUAGAACAUUCACAAAGUAAAAAAUGGAUUCUGUAAAAUAGAGCAAAGAGUAUGUGUUACACAUUCCAAAUAAUUGUUUCAUAUAUUUUAGAUAAGUAGUUUUGCAUCUUCAAGAACAUUGUCAGUUGAGUAUUAAUUUCAGAUAAGGAUCAUUUAUUGUACAUUCUUGUGCCAAAUGCUGGUACGUUUCCAGUUGUCGUCGUCGUUACUUUAUUAUUAUUAUUAUUUUUUUUUAAUUAGUUAUCAGGGCAUUCCACUUGCGUAUGCUUAAGUAAGUUUAAGGAUACAAAGAUUUGGAUGUGCUUUUAAUCUUUCUUUUUAGCUGGUGUCAUAACUAUAAAACUUCAUUUUUUUAAAUUGUUGUUAUUAUUAUUAUUAUUUUGCUACUUAUACACUUAAACAGGUCAUUAUUAAUAUUAGGCAAUCCAUUUUUAACACAUACAAACAGGAAUGUUUAGCUAGAACUCUGCAGAUUUUAAAAUCUCAUUAUUUAUUAUUGUGAGUGUCGUAUUAACUCGGAAUAGUUUUUAAGUUUUAAUGAAAUAUGUACUACUAUCAAUAAAUGAAUCGUGGAAUGUGAUCAGAGAAACAAACAUAGGAAAAAAUAUAUAUAUACAUAUAUAUAUUUUUUUUAGAGUAAAAAAAAGCCAUAAAAUUCUUUAAUGAAAUGUUAUUCUGUUUGUAUUGUUUAAUGUAUAUUUUGAAAGAAAUGUUCAAAUGUUUCUCUCUAUAAUUUAGUUAUUGUAACAUAACAGAAAUAAACAUCCAAUCAUUUGUUUA